Messenger RNA from Cylindrotheca closterium, 1383 nucleotides. Lineage: Eukaryota; Bacillariophyta; Bacillariophyceae; Bacillariales; Bacillariaceae. The record is from the annotation of a GenBank genome assembly.
AUGAAGAUCUCUCUUCCUCAAACCCACAAACUCAAACCAGGGAAUGUGGACAACUCGAGCAAAUUCCAAAAGCUGGUGAGAAGCCUGGCGCAGAAUUGUCUUGUGCAUCUGGAAAUUGGAUUUGAAGACAAUGAGAUCCGCACCAAGCGCAGCUUGGAAGAGUUGAUCAAGGCGGUCAAUCAUUUCCACCAACAAGUGGUUGCUGACAAAUAUUCUUCAUUAGAAACCAUUCGGAUUGGUUGGAAAUUGAAAUUUGCGCUCGGGCCCAUCUUACAGAAGGUACUCCCCAUCCUGCUGAAAAAGCCAUCGCAUAUUCGACACUUGGAACUCAAUUUGGAUGCCGCGAUACCAGCGCCGACCUUGCAGAAGCUAAUUGGAUGCACGACUAUUGAAAAGUUGACCCUUCGUUCUAUUAGUAUUCUUAAUCGGAGUGUCAGCGACCCCAUUCACGACCGACGGAUCUUUUCCUUUGACAGCUCUUGGGCGGAUGAUAGUGUCGUGCAGGCACUGCCUUCUUUGUCUCCCACGGUGCGGAAAUUGAAUUUGAUUGAUUGUGAAAUUCAAGAAUAUCAAAUUCCGCGUUUGUGUGAUGCAUUACAGAAGAAGCGAGGGUUGCAAGCCUUGUCACUGCGGCACAAUCGCAACCUAGAAGGUGGUUGGGAAGAUCUCUUUUCACUGCACGUGAAAUCGCUGGAUUUAUCGCUGUGCGACUUGGACCCACUGGAUGGUAUGAAUAUUGCCCGGGCGCUAAGAAAGAACCGCACCGUGAAACGUCUCAGUGUAGCUGGAAACUAUCGAAUGACCAUGGCGAUCCCCGAGCUAGUGGAGGUGGCUGCCAAGACUUUGGUUGCCUUUGACUGUUCCUUUUGUGAGAUCAAUGAUGAUUUUCAAUCUCGAAUAUUCAAGAUAUUGGCCAAUGCAGACCAUUGUACGAUCCGCUCUUUGAUCGUGCAAGGAGCCCGCAUCAAAGACACCAAAUGGCUGAUACAAUGUCUCAAAACAAACAAAUCGAUUCAACGACUGGACAUCCACCAUCCACGGGACGCCAGCAAACCCAUUGGAUCCAAUAGCCUAACGAAGAUCAUUGAAGUUGUGAAGAAAAACUAUUAUCUGCAAGCUCUAAAGAUUGAUGUCUUGCAUUACGAAAAGAAGCGGCAAACAGAAAUGAACUUUUGGUUACAGUUGAACAAGUGUGGUAGACGCGUCAUUCUACAGGAAUGUCAGGAGAGCCCGACACCGACCAUGCAAUGGAUGGAAGUCCUCAGGGAUGCGGGCUUGACUGGCAAUUCCGAUUUGGUCUAUUGGAUGUUGCAGAAUGGAGCCGAACUCUUUUCCACUAAUGAUCGAUCAAGACAUUACUAUUUGGAAGCAGUUCCAAAAUGA